Messenger RNA from Pectinophora gossypiella (pink bollworm), 4655 nucleotides. RefSeq names its product proton-coupled amino acid transporter-like protein pathetic. The record is from RefSeq and is a predicted model, not a curated record. Gene Ontology annotation, biological process: amino acid transmembrane transport. NCBI's taxonomy places the organism in Eukaryota, Metazoa, Arthropoda, Insecta, Lepidoptera, Gelechiidae. Gene Ontology annotation, cellular component: vacuolar membrane. Gene Ontology annotation, molecular function: amino acid transmembrane transporter activity. The transcript has 5 exons. Bases 586 to 1911 code for a protein of 441 amino acids.
UAUUGGUGUUGCUCUCAACUUGUAACUACAUUCGAUCGAUCAUUAACUUCGCUUUAACUGCCUGUAACAGUGUUAGACAUUAAAUUUGGUAUACCUACUUAUGAACCAAAUUGUUGUUUACCGCUUAGUUAGAGUCUUAAAGAGGCAUCGAAGCAUGCUUUACUGCUUGGUUUCAUUCAACAGCAAGUUAUGUUUGAUUUGAAUUAUGUUGGAAUUGCAUAACGGAAUAAUGUUGUCCUUUUUGUUCAACAGGAUGUCGAAAAGAAAAUUAGUAGACUUUCGAGUACUUAUAUUUUUCUUUAAUAAAGGCUCUUUUGCCCGAAUGUUGAUGUUAUAUGUAUUUAUUGCCAUGUUUUGUCGUUAUAAUGGUAUUUUAUAUUGUAUGUUGACUGUUAAGUACUUGCUCCCUAUAUCGAGCUAAAUGCUCGCCGCCGUACGGAGUCGUUCCGGGAAGACGUGUGCAGCUUCCACAAGAUUAAAGUCGCUCGUCGACCUUGAUCGUCUUGCAAUGGACUUAUACACCGGUAUAAAGUUGACCCAAAUGAAAUCCCAGCGGAACAGCAGGCUGGGUCCACCCUGCCGCUCAUGGAGAUCCCGGGCAGGGACAUUGAGGCAGAUGAGGAUUACAACCCCUUCGAACACCGAAAACUCGCUCAUCCUACAUCGGACAUGGAUACAUUAAUCCAUUUGCUGAAAGGUUCUCUCGGUAGCGGGAUCCUGGCCAUGCCCGAGGCGUUCCACAAUGCCGGCCUGUACUUCGGGCUGAUAGCCACCUUCGCCAUCGGCGGCAUCUGCACCUACUGCGUGCACGUGCUCGUCAAAACGGCGCAUGAACUCUGCAGACGGAUACAGAAACCUUCGCUGGGUUUCGCAGAAACUGCUGAAGCGGCGUUCUUGGCUGGCCCACCGGCCGUCCAUAAGUUCUCAAGACUUGCUAAGGCUAUAGUAAACUGGUUCCUGGUGAUCGACUUACUUGGGUGUUGCUGCGUUUACAUUGUCUUCGUCUCGAAAAAUGUGAAGCAAGUUGUAGACUUCUACGCUGAGAGUAGCGAUUGGUUACCGCACGAUAUGGAUGUCAGAAUUUACAUGGCUAUACUUCUACCUCUAUUGAUCUUGAUGAAUCUGAUAAGGAAUCUGAAAUAUCUGGCGCCUUUCUCGAUGAUUGCCAACCUUCUCGUGGGUACUGGUAUGGGUAUCACCUUCUACUACUUGUUUCAAGAUGUUCCGAGCAUCAGUGAACGCAAGCCUUUUGCCGGCUGGGGACGCUUGCCUACCUUCUUCGGAACUGCCAUAUUCGCUCUUGAAGGUAUUGGCGUUGUGAUGCCUCUAGAAAACAACAUGAAGACCCCCACCCAUUUCAUCGGAUGCCCCGGAGUGCUCAAUUUCGGAAUGUUCUUCGUCGUAUCGUUGUAUGCUUUUACUGGAUUUUUCGGAUACCUGAAAUAUGGAGAUGAUACUAAGAGCAGUAUUACGCUGAAUUUGCCGCAAGACGAAGUAUUGGGACAGUGCGUGAAGCUGAUGAUCGCCGUAGCUAUUUUCUUCACAUACAGCCUCCAGUUCUACGUCCCCAUGGAGAUCAUCUGGAAGAACGUUCGGCACUGGUUCGGCGCCAAAAAGAACCUGGCUGAGUACAGUAUAAGGAUUGGCAUCAUCAUUUUGACCUUAUGUCUAGCUAUAGCUAUUCCAAAUUUGGGACCAUUCAUUUCUCUAGUAGGCGCUGUAUGCCUGUCAUUCCUCGGUUUAAUAUUCCCGGCCGUUAUCGAAACUGUUACCUUCUGGGACAGACCUAACGGCCUCGGUAGGUUCAACUGGGUGCUGUGGAAAAAUAUAUUCAUGGUAUCGUUUGGAAUUUUGGGCUUCCUAUCAGGUUCCUAUGUAAGCAUUGUGGCUAUAAUCAACGGGGAAGAGUAAAAACAGACUGCGUUGAUAUUGUUUUAAUGUUCUGUACCACACGGAGUAAAAACGUAAUAUUUCCGUUUUCUGUUAUCUGACUAUAAUUUUGGGAAAGUUGUAGAAUAUUGACGUUGAUUAUGUACCUACGUGUUUAGUUUAAUAAUAUCCCUUGAGGAGUUGGUCAGAUUGCUAAACCAUGUAAGAAAGUAGUAGGUACCUACUUAUAUCCGUGUAUCUAAUUUAACUAAUGAAAUGACACAAAUAUAAAUUGUUCUAAAUUACUUCGGGGUACCUAUUCUAAAAAUGACAUAAAUAUCGAUAUUCCUAUAAUUAAAGAAGGACUGAGAGUGAAAUCACGAACUAGGAUUAUGGUACUGAACACUUACUAUGCGGGUUUAUCCCACUCUUGAUUGUGUUAUACAUUAAGGCUCAAAUCUGAUUAUUUAGAGCUUAGAUAUAUUGUAACCUUUUGCUUAUAGUUCUUUGUAUUUUGAUUUUUAUAAUUUUUAUGUAAGUACGUAUAUAUUACGAUAUAGCUACUUUUUAGCUUUCCGUAAUGCUCAAAUGCUAUUGUUUGAGAUUAGUAUUAUAGUUACUUCACUUUUGAGUUUCUGAUAGGUUUAAAAUGUAUUUAAGUAGGCCUGGUUUAUGCAGGUUGUGUUGUCGUUUUUAUUCUAUUGGAAAUCCCCGCGACCUAUUUGAAAUAUCAUUGUUUAGCCCCGAAUCUCUGUAGCACUUUAGAGUAGGUAAGCAUUUAGUAGAUAAAUUAAUAAAUUUAUGAAUGUGAGAAUUUUUCUAGUGCAUUAUCGAAAUGUGAUACGUCUAGGUUAUUAUAAUAUGAUAGAAAGGCAUGAAUUGCGGUUUACCUAUAAGAAAUCAACUAUAAAAGAUUGUAGGUAGGUAUGUUUCGGACUAGACGUACGAAGGGCAACGUAGUAAACGAAAGAUACUUUACGAUAUAUUCUUUGUGUAGUCUCGACGAAUAUGAAAAUAAUUAUAAAAUAAACGAGGCAUGAGUAAUACAUACUAAUACAUAUCUCACGCACUUCACUUUUGGGGUAUUUCCGUGGGGUCGAGUGCUGAGCACUUCAUACCUCUAAUAAUUACCCCACGCCAAUCAAACGUCAAUUUAAAGUUGUUGCUUUUACGAUAAUUUGACGCAGUUGUUAUCUUCUUGGUAAAAGUACCUAUGUUCUGUACUAUGUAUAAGUACAGUAAAAUUGUUGACAGCGCCAGGAAGAACCUGGAUCGCACGAUGGACCCCAUCGUUAUUAGGACGCAGUGCAAAGUUGUACAGAAAUGUACUGGCAAAUUCAAACCAUUUUUAUGCCAAAUCUAUUUUUAGCUUCAAGUACUUUUUUCUUUUACUUAGUCAUCUGCCGUUCCUUGAGCAAAUGAAAUUAAUGCUCGUGGAACGGCAAAUGAUUGAUAUGUUAAUUUUGAUGUUUACUGAUUUAAGACAGUUGACUAUAAAUUCUACACAUAUAACAUCAAAGAACUUUGUUCUGCGCCUUAAUAAAUUAAAACAAUAUUUUAGAGCCAAUCGCCGUUUUUCAUAAAGCAUAUUUUGUGAUAUUCUAAAGGCAUUUCUGUACCAAAAACCUAAGUGUAUAAUUAUCUGCGUACCUAUAUAGUAUAGAUAUUCAUAUCAAGCUUGUUUGAACAUUUUAAAACUUUUAGGCAUUUAGUUAAGGUACAAUGAUAAGAUAAGAUUAUGUUUACAGUUGUCGAGUUCGUUUUGUCGUUGAUGUUAUAUUGUCAUUGAAGUGAAGGCGGACGUACCAACAUCAUUGGUCGUACCCCUCCAGUCUCUGCUACGGAAGCCGGCUUACCAUCUACAAAAUACCCACUAUUCUCACCUGCAAAAUAAUAUUUGUAACCGCCCUUGACCUUAAAAUAAAAAUUGAAUACAUUGGAUUUCAAAAGGGACAUUGCGGACAAUGUCUUAAUGAGCAUCUUGCGCUCUCGUUAUGAGACAAGUUUCUGUAAGAAUGGGUUUUACCCGUCCAGUUUUAAAAUCUAGAAGAUAGGUUGUAAUGAACGAUCUAUAUAUAAACCUCUCGUAAAUUCUCUCUGUAGUAACUAUACUGAAUUGGUGACGAUUCACACUUAUUAAUCGUAAAUUCACCUACUGUCCUUGUCAUACAAUAAAAACUUUGAUGAACUUGCUAUUAAGAGUUAAUGAAUGGUCCUAUUACUUCAUUCAAACUAGAUAAGUAAUUAUUUAUGUUCCUUAAUAAAUUUAGACUCAGCGUUAACGCAAUGCGAACAUUUUUAUUCGUUUAAUAUAAUACUGAAAAUUAUUGAAAAUGAUUAUUAUCGCAUCUAGGCCCUUUUGCCUAGUGUUAUGUGAGUCAUUUGUAGUUAGAUUAAAUAAGUUAUGAUACCUAAUAGUAGUAAACAGAUCUGACGAUAUACUUGGUGUGAUGCCGCUUCAUUUGCCCGUAUUAGCAAAAUCUAUUUGGUCAUUGUUCGUACAUACCACUUCUUAAUAACUCAAGUUGAUUAAUGUAAUAAAUUAUACUGAAUAAAUUUAUGUAACGCCGUUCAGAUAAAAUGUUUUUGAUACUUAAAUUUUACAUACAGUUAUAUCUACUAGGGCUGUAUGGUAUAAUGAGUAUACAACAGUAUAAUAUUUAAAGAUCAUUCCUAAGAAAGUAUAUUUUGGUAUGAAGUACGUAGUACCUAAGUACCAACCAACUUAUUCUAGAUAGUAGUGGUUGUUUUGUUACAGUAUUAAAAAUAAAUCAGUUUUAAGAUAA